GGCCAGGUCAAAAGUACCCUGAACCGGCGGGUAUGCAUGAUACGAUUGAUAAAGGUGGAAGCGAGAGAAGUAUGCCAGAAUCGUGCAAACUCUAGUCUCUGCCUACCGCUAUGGGAUAGAGGCUUGAUACUAUGUAUGUAUAUAAAAAAAUACAGAAAUAGAAAUGUACGAACGUCACAGAUAACCUUUACAUUGUUCAGUGUCCAUUGCUGCACGUAUUCUGUACGCUUGAAGAUCACACGUUAAUAAUGAUCGAUCGAUAGAUAGUGUGAUUUGGCAAAUUAACAGAUAGUAAAAAUUACUUCGAGACUGCUACUGGACCAGCCUGGACAUGUAUUGGUUGAUGUUCCUAUUGUUUUUGGGUGUUGUUUCAGCUAAACAUGAGGUUUAUGAUGGCCAUACCGUCUACGAAGUAAAGGUCAAACAUCAUGACCAGGUCAAAUUUUUCAAUCAUCUACAGUAUCAAAUGGAGGCUGAUGUUUGGUCGUAUGCAGUGCCAGGAAGACCGGGAAUGGUUAUGGUUUCCAGAGACAAGAGAAUGGAGUUGGAAGAAGUGCUGACAGCUCAAGAUAUUGAAUUUGAAGUAAAGACAGAAAAUAUAAGGGAAUUACUAGAGCUGGAAGACAAAUUACUAGAAGAAGUUUCCCGAAAGAGUUACAAUGCAUCAGGAUCGAUUGGUUUACCCUUUGACAGGAUUUACACUUACCACCAGGUUGAUGCAUUCCUUGAGAUGCUGGCUAAAGAGUAUCCCGAGACAGUGAAACUGGUUAACGCCGGGAAAAGCUUCGAAGGCAGGGACAUCAAAUACUUGAAGAUCUCCACCACAAAUUUUCAAGAUGACAGCAAACCCAUAGUGUUCAUAGAAUCCCUCCUCCACGCGCGGGAGUGGAUCACCCUCCCGGUCACUCUGUACGCCAUACACAAGCUGGUGAUUGACGUGACGGAGCGAGACUUGCUGCAGGACAUCGACUGGAUCAUCCUGCCCAUCGCUAACCCUGAUGGAUACGUGCACAGCCAUAAAGAGGGUCGUUUCUGGCGUAAGAACCGCGCCACUGGCUACAUGAUUGGCAACAUCUGCUUGGGUGUGGACCUGAACCGCAACUUCGAUUUAAACUGGGGCCAGGUCUCCAGCAAUAUUGUCUGCAUGGAAACCUUCCACGGCCGCGGCCCCUUCUCCGAACCUGAGACAGCCAUCAUCAGAGACAUUUUACUAGAACAUUCCGAUCGACUGGAACUUUUCCUAGACAUCCACAGCUUCGGAAGCAUGAUCCUCUAUGGCUGGGGUACAGGAGUUCUUCCGCCAAAUGGCCUGAUUCUCCAUCUCGUCGCCGUCCAAAUGGCCCACGCUAUAGAUGCUGUGAAGAUGUCUUGGAAUGCUGAUUACGUUGCAGGAAAUGCUGCACUGGUUCUAUAUCAGGCUUCUGGAACCGCCCAGGAUUACGGGAAAGUAGCAGAUGUAGAAUUGUCAUACACAUACGAACUUCCAGGAUUUAGAUUUGGUCUCGGAUUGUUUGGAUUCCUUGUAGACCCUGACUUUAUUGAACAAGCUGGGUUCGAAACAUGGGAAGGUAUCAAGGUCGGAGCGAGGUAUGUUCGUGACAACUAUAAGGCAAAGCGUGGACUGUGAAUUGUGUGAAAUAAAACGAUUAAAGCAUU
Molecule: messenger RNA, 1656 nt
Organism: Manduca sexta (tobacco hornworm)
Lineage: Eukaryota; Metazoa; Arthropoda; Insecta; Lepidoptera; Sphingidae
Product: carboxypeptidase B
Exons: 6
Coding region: 332-1627 (431 amino acids)
Biological process (GO): proteolysis
Molecular function (GO): metallocarboxypeptidase activity; zinc ion binding
Source: RefSeq, a predicted model, not a curated record